UCCUCCCUCAUGCCCGGCCAUGCAGAGCAGAAGGUGCACCGUUAUCAUUAUUUCACACAAGAAGCGCGGGGUUACCUCAUAUGAAAGCAUACAUUCUGGUGUAGGUCCCUCCCUCCCCCUAUGCAAAUAAUAUGAUGCUCGUUCUCCAUCGGGCUAUUAUUGACAGUCGCUCCGAGUCUGAGUCACCCUCCCAAGGACACGCGCAGCUCUAGACAUCUCUCGCAAAUACCAGAGAGAGGAUUUCAGGGUCUGAGCGUCCGCCGCGAACCCGAGCGGGUGUUGUGUGCACGAUAAACAACAAUGGAGACCAAAGAAAUAGGUAAUGGAAAAGAUGAUUUAGGGCAGGACAAAGACAAUAUCUCUGAAAGCCAGCAGUCUGAUCAUAUGCAGGCUGAUGGAGAUGUCUCGGGACACAUUCUUAAGGAGGGUCCUUUAGCAGCUCCCAAAGUGCAAGACGGAAGCUUCCCCACAGAGGAAAGUGCACUGUUAAGCAAUGGACCACAGCCGACAGAGGCUAGUACCUCACCGACUACUUGCAUGAAACUGGAGAACCUAUGUGCCUGUCCUCCCUAUGGACUCCUCUCUCGGAUUGUCACACAUGCCAUCAUGGGGGUUCUAGUUUUUGGCGUUGUCUGGUCUAUAACUGGUCCAGAGUGUCUUCCUGGUGGAAACCUGUUUGGAAUAAUUUCCCUGUUUUCCUGUGCGAUCUUCGGAGGCAAACUUGUAGGUCUCAUUAAGAUACCGACUCUACCUCCAUUGCCUCCACUCCUUGGCAUGCUGAUUGCUGGCUUUUUGAUAAGAAAUAUCCCUUGGGUCACCGAACAAGUUAAGAUUGAUUAUAAGUGGUCUGCUUCUUUAAGGAAUAUUGCUUUAGCCAUCAUCUUGGCACGGGCUGGGCUUGGCCUGGAUCCUAUGGCUUUGAAGAAGCUGAAGGCUGUGUGUCUGCGCCUGUCCCUUGGACCAUGUGCUAUAGAGACUUGUUCUGCUGCUGUUCUCUCUCACUUCCUCAUGGGCCUCCCCUUGACUUGGGGAUUUAUGUUGGGUUUUGUCUUAGGUGCCGUAUCUCCUGCUGUUGUGGUCCCUUCUAUGCUAAUCUUGCAGAAAGAAGGAUUUGGGGUAGAGAAGGGUAUCCCUACAUUACUAAUGGCUGCUGGAAGUUUCGAUGAUAUCUUGGCAAUAACAGGAUUCAAUACAUGUCUAGCAAUGGCUUUUUCAACAGGCUCCACCAUUAACAGUAUUGUCAGGGGAGUGUUGGAAGUGGUGGUUGGUAUUGCAGCUGGGCUUGCUUUUGGAUUUUUUCUUCGUUAUUUCCCAAGCAAAGAUCAGAAAUAUGUGAAUUGGAAGAGAUCCUACCUGCUUUUAGCCCUGUCUAUAUUUGCAGUUUUCAGCAGUCUGGCCUUUGGCUUCCCAGGGUCAGGAGGCCUGUGCACAUUGGUUACCUCGUUUCUCGCGGGCAUCGCAUGGUCUACUGAGAAGGAAGCUGUUGAACGUAUAGUUGCAGUCGGCUGGUAUAUCUUUCAGCCUCUACUAUUUGGUUUGAUUGGCUCUGAAAUAUCUGUUGCAUCUCUAAACCCGCAGACAGUUGGGCUCUGUGUUGCUACGCUUGCAGUUGCCUUAGUAAUUCGAAUAUUGUCUACGUACGUGAUGGUGUCCUGCGCUGGAUUUAAUUUCAAGGAAAAAAUAUUUAUCUCUCUGGCUUGGAUCCCUAAAGCUACUGUCCAGGCUGCUAUAGGAUCUGUGGCCCUGGACACAGCACGGGGCAAACAAAAUGUACAAUAUGAAGGCUAUGGGAUGGACGUGCUCACCGUAGCAUUUCUCUCGAUUCUAAUCACUGCUCCGAUAGGCGCAGUUAUAAUUGGCCUUACAGGACCCAAGAUGCUCCAGAAAGCUAAUGAGAGCAGCAGAGAAGAGGCAGCCAGAGAAGGAGAAUCUGGCAUAGUGUGAGAGUGUCUAUCCAUGCUGGCUAUGGAGGGUUUCUCUUAUAAUAUCAAUACACUGUUAUUGGAGACUACGGAUAUAAAUAGAAGAGAGACAUUUUCAUUGUAAAGAUGCAUUUCUAUAAGGAAUAUUUGCCGAAGGACAAAUUGAGAAUUUGGUUUAA
Spea bombifrons (plains spadefoot toad) is the source of this 2101-nucleotide messenger RNA. It is a transcript of the gene SLC9B2, whose product is annotated as solute carrier family 9 member B2. The transcript has 12 exons. Gene Ontology annotation, cellular component: membrane. Gene Ontology annotation, molecular function: antiporter activity. Gene Ontology annotation, biological process: proton transmembrane transport. The coding region runs from base 301 to 1944 and encodes 547 amino acids. The record is from RefSeq and is a predicted model, not a curated record. NCBI's taxonomy places the organism in Eukaryota, Metazoa, Chordata, Amphibia, Anura, Pelobatidae.